AUGAGAAACCACAGUGUCGUCUCUGAGUUCAUCCUCCUCGGGCUGUCUGCUGACCCCCAGGUCCAGGCUCUGCUCUUUGUGCUGUUCCUUGUUAUUUACCUCCUGACUCUGAUGGGGAACCUGAUGCUGCUGCUGGUGAUCAGGGUUGAUUCCCGUCUUCACAUCCCCAUGUACUUUUUCCUGGGACAGUUGUCCUUCCUGGAUCUCUGCCACUCCUCGGUCACUGUGCCCAAGCUGCUGGAGAACCUCCUAUCUGAGAAGAAAACCAUCUCAGUGGAGGGCUGCAUGGCUCAGGUCUUCUUUGUGUUUGCCACCGGGGGCACUGAAUCCUGCCUACUCACCGCCAUGGCCUAUGACCGCUACGUGGCCAUCAGCUCUCCCUUGCUCUACGGCCAGGUGAUGAACAGACAGCGGUGUGUGGGGCUGGCGUGGGCCUCUUGGGGUUUGGCUUUUCUGGAUGGUCUCAUCAAUAUCCUUGUGGCUCUCAGCUUAGACUUCUGCGAGGCUCAAACUAUCCACCACUUCAGCUGCGAGCUGCCCUCUCUCUACCCUUUGUCCUGCUCUGAUGUGACUACAAGUUUCAUUACCCUGCUCUGCUCCAGCUUCCUCCAUUUCUUUGGAAAUUUCCUUCUGAUAUUUUUCUCCUAUGUUCGCAUUUUGUCCACCAUCCUGGCCAUCAACUCCACCACAGGCAGAAGCAAGGCUUUUUCCACCUGCUCCUCCCAUGUCAUAGCAGUUUGCUUCUUCUAUGGCUCAGGUUUCCUCCGCUAUCUCAUGCCUCCCUCAGGCUCUCCCCUGGAAGCCGUCUUCUCUGUACAGUACAGCGUGGUCACUCCCAUGCUUAAUCCUCUCAUCUACAGCCUGAAGAACAGGGAGGUGAAGGCAGGUGUGAGAAGGAUGUUGCGAAAAUGUUUCUAG
Rhinolophus ferrumequinum (greater horseshoe bat) is the source of this 918-nucleotide messenger RNA. RefSeq names its product olfactory receptor 8S1. Gene Ontology annotation, biological process: G protein-coupled receptor signaling pathway. Bases 1 to 918 code for a protein of 305 amino acids. Gene Ontology annotation, molecular function: olfactory receptor activity; G protein-coupled receptor activity. Gene Ontology annotation, cellular component: membrane. The transcript has a single exon. NCBI's taxonomy places the organism in Eukaryota, Metazoa, Chordata, Mammalia, Chiroptera, Rhinolophidae. The record is from RefSeq and is a predicted model, not a curated record.